GAGUGAUCAUACGCAACAUGCUAUAAUAGUCUAAUAGUAUCACUUGAUUAUUAUACUACUACUACUCUAUAUUGGAUGGAUCUUACUAUUCAAGCUCUCCAUUGACUUCCGAGCUUUUGUGAUAGUUAUAUUGUGUUUUGUAUGUGAGAAAUUGGUCCAUUAAUUGAUCAAACCUGUUAAGACAAAAACAGUGACAAAUAUGGAAAUUACACAUAAAGAUCAGCCCAACUCGAGGAAAACCAUAGGGGUGAUAGGAGCCGGAAUCAGUGGGUUGCUGGCAUGCAAGUACGCGCUCCAGAAGGGAUUCCUUCCGACAGUUUUCGAAGCUCACGACUCCAUCGGUGGGGUCUGGUCGUCCAACGUUAUAACCACUACUAAGCUCCAGACUCCAAAGUACCAGUUCCAGUUCUCCGAUUUCCCUUGGCCGGAUUCCGUGGCAGAGGAGUUCCCACAUCACCGCCAAGUUAUGGAUUACCUUACCCGGUAUGCGCUUCACUUCAAGUUGCUCCCACAUAUUAAGUUCAACCACAAAGUCAUCGGCAUUGACUAUGUCUCGUCGUCAUCGGAAGAAGAGGAUCAACAAUUCCUCUGGGGUGGGUCGGGUCAUGCGUUCUCGGAUCGAGGCAAGUGGAAUGUCACGGUGCAAGACAAUUCGGUGAAUCCAAAUCCUUCCCACCACCAACAUUCUCACCAGGAAUACAUAUUUGAUUUUGUGAUGGUGUGCAUUGGGAAAUACAGCGACGUUGCCAACAUUCCACAAUUCCCAAUGAACAAAGGUCCAGAAGUGUUUCAGGGCAAAGUGUUGCAUUCCAUGGACUAUGCUGCACUACUAACCGACAACAAUGCCGCCGCUUCUCCUCAUGACUUGGUUCAAGACAAGCGGGUCACCGUCAUUGGUUUCCAGAAAUCCGCCCUUGAUAUUGCUUCCCAAAUCUCUCAACUUAAUGGGACGAAGAAUCCAUGUACGUUGGUGUUUAGGAGAGCACACUGGUCAGUGUCGGAGGACGUAGUUGUACAAUCAUUCAAGAACCUCAACCGAUUCUCGGAGCUCAUGGUCCAUAAGCCCAACCAAGGUUUCUUCCUAUGGCUCCUCGCUCUUUUGCUCUCUCCCAUGCUAUGGAUAUAUUCAAAGAUCACGGAGAGGUACCUGAAAAGGAAAUACCCUAUGGCAAAGUACAACACGAUUCCAGAACACCCCUACCUGAAUCAGAUACGCACGUGUACUUUGGCAGUUUUGCCCCCAAACUUCUACGACAAAGUCAGCGAAGGAAGCAUUAUCCUUAAGAAAUCCCAUUCUUUCCACUUUUGUGACAAGGGUAUAGUGGUCACUAGCGUCAACCGACAAGAAGGAGAAAAAGAAGCAGAGGAGGAAAACGUGGAGAUAGUGGAAGCAGACGUUGUCAUUUUUGCAACAGGGUAUGCAAGUCAACACAAAUUGGCCAGCAUUUUCAAGUCAACCGACUUCCAGAAAUGCAUAUCUGGACUGUCGGCUCCUCUCUACAGGUACUAUAAUAUACCUUCAAUUCAACAUUAAUGUUAGUCCAUAGGUCUACCUACUUGACAAGCCCAAUUGGUUACAUAUAUCUGACCUUCUUAUUAUUUCGUUUUCGUCCGGGGUUGCCCCAGUUUUAUUAAUAAUUUAUUACUCCCGUUCAAAUGAUUGUUGUAUUUUCAUUUUUUUUUUUUGAAAAUACAAAAAUUGUACUACUAAGAAUAAAAAUCAAAAGUGAACAAUUAUUUUGAAGUACAAGAGAAUUUCAUAUACACAUAAAUAAUAAGAUUCAUGAAAAGUAUCUCUGUAUAAAGAAUUUGUUAAUAUCCAUUUGAGGCAAUGGCCAUGUAUGUGAGAGUAGUUAGACCACUAGAGAAACAUUAUUGAUCAAUAGUUAAGUUUUGGUGAAAAAUUAGAGACCGAAUUGAAUAAGAUUUCUAAAAAUUUGAAGGACAUGCAAUGUUGGUGUUCUAAAAAACUUUUAUAGAGAUUAAAAAAGCUGCUACAUUGUUAGUAAAGUGGGUACAUAUAUAUAUAUAUAUGUUUUGUACUUCUUCAUUUCUUCAAUAUAUAUAUGAUUUUCUCACCAAGUCAUUGUAUAAUUAAAAAUGAUGGGUGAAAUUCAUAACAUUGUGAUGAAUAUAGGGAAUGUAUUCACCCAAAGAUACCAAACUUGGCAAUAUUGGGAUAUUCAGACAGUCAUGCAGUAUUGUACUCAACUGAGAUGAGAGCCAAAUGGUUAUCAUGUUUUCUUGAAGGAAGAUUUAAGCUCCCAAAGAUAAGAGACAUGGAAGACAAUGUGACAAGGUGGGAGAACUGCUUGAGGAAGCAAUACUCAGGUGUCGGCGGUGACCAUAACGGUGCUCAAAUUUAUAGACCAACCUGCGUUAGCGUGAUGCUUCAGAUUUACUGCAAUGAUGAGAUAUGCAAAGACUUGAAUUGCAAUCCCAGAAGGAAGACAUCCAUUUUUUCUGAACUUUUUGUUCCUUAUGGUCCUUCUGAUUAUAUUGAUGUGGGGAAUUAAUUCAAUAACCAAAAUAGUCCGAUAUAUUCAUUUACAGAUAUCUACUCAUGUAUUUUUUUUUUUUUUAAUACUAUCUCAAUGGAAUUACAACCUCAACCUCAUGAUAAUAACAAAAUUUUUCACAAAAACACUUUAACCACCCCACCCAAUUACCUUCCUCCUAUUCAUGUAUUCUUACAUACAGAGGUCUCCCUCACUUUUUUUAUUAUUUAUCUCUAAAAGAGAAGAUGUAUUGGUGUUAAAAAAAAAUGUAUAACUCG
Messenger RNA from Oldenlandia corymbosa var. corymbosa, 2776 nucleotides. NCBI's taxonomy places the organism in Eukaryota, Viridiplantae, Streptophyta, Magnoliopsida, Gentianales, Rubiaceae. The record is from the annotation of a GenBank genome assembly.